CUCCCCGGUGGAGUCAGUCUUGUUCUAUGCCAUCACUGCCCUCCACAACCUGCUGCUGCACCAGGAGGGGGCCAAGAUGGCGGUGCGUAUCGCUGAUGGCCUACAGAGGAUGGUUCCAUUACUGAAGAAGAGUAACCCCAAAUUCCUGGCCAUCACCACCGACUGUCUGCAGCUCUUGUCUUACGGAAACCAGGAGAGCAAGCUGAUCAUCCUAGCCAAUGGGGGCCCAGAGGGUCUGGUGUACAUCAUGAGGAACUACAACUAUGAGAAGCUGCUGUGGACCACCAGCCGUGUCCUCAAAGUGCUAUCCGUCUGUCCCAGCAACAAACCAGCGAUCGUAGAGGCUGGAGGGAUGCAGGCUUUGGGCCAGCAUCUCACAGGCUCCAGUCAGCGUCUGAUCCAGAACUGUCUGUGGACGCUCCGCAAUCUGUCCGACGCUGCCACCAAGCAG
Molecule: messenger RNA, 451 nt
Organism: Notothenia coriiceps (black rockcod)
Lineage: Eukaryota; Metazoa; Chordata; Actinopteri; Perciformes; Nototheniidae
Product: junction plakoglobin-like
Exons: 3
Biological process (GO): cell adhesion
Molecular function (GO): cadherin binding
Source: RefSeq, a predicted model, not a curated record